Molecule: messenger RNA, 1453 nt
Organism: Melopsittacus undulatus (budgerigar)
Lineage: Eukaryota; Metazoa; Chordata; Aves; Psittaciformes; Psittaculidae
Gene: SAMD15
Product: sterile alpha motif domain containing 15
Exons: 3
Coding region: 164-640 (158 amino acids)
Molecular function (GO): protein binding
Source: RefSeq, a predicted model, not a curated record
CAGCGCAACCAAUCAAAACCUAGUUCCGCAGAGCCAGCGUGACGGAGCUGACGGCGUGAGGGGGGUCGGGAGGGAGCAAGGGGUUGCCUCCAGGAAGUUGCGGUUGCCAUGGGAACAGGGCCCCGGAAGGACGCUUUACCGUGGCGGCCUGGGGACAGCUCUGAUGGAGCAGAGACUGGGGACUGCUGGGCCGGAGCCCCCCUGCCCCUUCCUCGCCUGGAGCGCCGAGGAAGUGGCCCAGUGGGUGGGGAAGCUCGGCUUCCCCCAGUACGAGGAAUGCUUCAGGGCCAACGGCAUCAGCGGCCGCCGACUCAUCCUCGUGAACUGCUCCAACCUCCCUGCCAUAGGAGUCAAGGACUUCAGCCACAUAAAGGAGAUUUCACGACAUGUACGAGAGCUGCUAGGGACUGAGGAGCCUGCCUUCAGCAGAUCCAUUGCCCUCCCAUACAGAGACAACAUGGGUCUCUUUUUGGAGCGAAAGUCUUCGUCAGGAAAGAAAGCAGAUGCCCUCACGUUUUCACAGUUUAUCAAAGAAGCAGGACUAGAGCCCUAUACUACAGUUCCUACUUUGCAAAAAGCCCAGACUGGGGUAGAAACAGAUACCCUCCCUGCAUCACAAGGCACCCAGAGGCAGGAUUAGAGACUCGCACUGCACUUGCACCCUUGUAAGAAGCCCAGCAGAAUACACCAUAAUUACCUGGAAUUUUGUCCAAGGAAAUACAGUUCUACCUUCUCCUGAUCAUAGAAAAGGCAAUUGCAGCUCUUAGCAUUUUGAUGACAGCAAGAACAUCCCUAUAUUGGCUCUUUUCUGCAAUCUUUUGUUUGCUUCCAGGAACUAAAUGAAGCAGAGUCUGUAAACCAGACCGUACCACUGUCUGUCUUUCAAUUCUGCUUCAGAGUUGAUUAAAAAGACAAAAAAAAAUCAGACUUAUUUCAGUUACCAGUGAUGAAUAGCAACUUUCUGGCAGCUCCCAGGCUUUAGUGUCUGCCGACUGGGCUCUCUCUAAAGCCCAGAUGUUAAGACAAAUGACACACACAAUAACUGAUAUACAGGUGUGGUGACAGCUGCUGUCAACGACUGUAAUUAAGUGAGGGGCUUAUUUACAACAUAAGUAACUAAUCCCUGGCCUCACUGCAGAAAUUAUUUCCUGAGGCAAAACCAGGCACUGGUUUAUCAUAGCAAACUGUAAUGAAAUACAUGAUAGAUGAUGGCAAGAAGUAUAAGAGAAUACCGUAAGCUGAACUAGUGGAUUUAGGGAAUAAAAAAUGCUUUGUCCUGGGUGGAUUUGUACAGAAUAUCUAGUUACCUUUUUUUCUUGAAGGAAAUAUCAUUCAGUCUGUGGUGGUGGAGCGCAUUAUCACCAGCAAGGAAGUAUGAAUAAGUGCUGAUGAAAGCCUGUCUCAACAGAAAGACUACAUCAUUAUUAUUGUCUGGCAUCAACAGCUGCCUCAA